GCGGCAAAAACAAAAAAUGACACAAGCGCGGCACUUCCUGAAAGUUUUCCUUUAGAUUUAGAUUCGUUAUACAACAUCCUGAAGAAAACACUUUACAUCCAGAAAAAGAACAAGGUGUUUCGUUUAACAACCGUUGUUGAUUCAUAUAGUGAAGCAUUUGCAGGAAUCUUUCAAUACACGAAGUCAUGGAUUCUGCAGAAACGAGAUAUGGUCACCUGCUACAACCCCUGCGAGAUCUGACUAAAAACUGGGACAUCGACCUGGCCAGCCAGCUCGGAGAGUAUCUAGAUGAACUGGAUCAGAUGACUAUUUCAUUUGAUGGCGGAAAAACCAUGAUGAAUUUUGCAGAAGCUGCACUUUUAAUUCAAGGAUCAACAUGCAUCUACGGUAGAAAGGUGGAGCUCCUUCACACUCUGGUGUUUCAAACAUUGGACUACAUCUCUAACAAAAACAAAAAACGUGAUAAACAAGGUUCUUCGGCAGAUGGUAACCAAGACAAAGCCUCUGCAGGCAACGAAGAAGAUGAUUGUGAGUUUGAUGAGAUUGAGCAAAAUGAGAAUGGGAAAUCCAAUUUAACAAUGAAAGAUCCUACGGAUCCUGUAAAGAUUAUCCGUCUUCCUCCUGAAUCUCUCAUUCCUGCAGAAUCACUGGAGAAGCAGAAAUACCCUCUUUUCAGUCUCAAAGGAGAGAUUCUAGGCAGCUGUAAGGAUUAUCGGAUUAAUAAUUUCUCUACGGAUGAAAUUGGAUUAAUGCGUCUGGGAUCUUCAAACACUUAUUUCCUCAAGGACGUCUCUGAAAACCAGUACAACAUGUCUGAACAUGCACCACAUGUGCACUUAGAGACAGAAGGUGUAGCUGAGGUUGAUGGUGGUCAUGAUGAUGAUGAUGCUGAUGCAGAGGUUCUUCCUCCAAUAGAAGACCACGGCAUGGAGGUGGAGUCUGAGGAGUGGGUUGAAAGGCAUCAGGAGGCCCCCAGUGAGGGAAGGACGUUGAGGCCGAGACCUCAAAUACAACCAAUGUCAGAAGAGCCCAAAAAGCUCAAGGAAAUUGUGGACCCUUGGAAAUGGCAUGACUCGUAUGCUGCAUUUGGGGAGGACAAGCCUCUUAAAACAGGAAAAUGUUGCAAAGUGCCAGCAGGACUUGAGGAAUCGGGAAAGAGGAAGCGCAAGGUUCCUUCUAAACUGCAGGACUUUGGGAGCUGGUAUUCAAAAACCUUUGAAACUGCAGACCGAAAACUUAAGAAUGGACCUACUUAUCCUGAUCUUAAUUAUAUCUUUGUGAGUAAAAUGGCUCAGCGUCUGAAAGUACAGAAGCAGAUUCUCCGGAAAAGGGGUGUUUUCGUAUCUGAUGAGGAGCUGAAGAAAACUUUCUUGGAACCAGAGAAUCUUGAAGGCCAGAUUGAGGAGGUCCUACAUGCAGAUGCAGGGGGUGAGGACUUUUCAGAUAAUGAACAUGACAACUUGGUCGAUGAGCUCGAACCUGCAGAACACCUUGGUGAACCAGAGCACAUUUUUCAAGAUUUGCAUAUGAGCCGGAUGAGUUAUGAAGAUCUGGUGAAGAAGAGCGUGGAUCUGUUUCUGGUGAACUCUCAGAAGUACGCACAGGAGACAGCAUUGUCACGAAGGGUUAAGGAGUGGGAGGAUGGAAUCAAUCCUCAUCUUGCCACUCAGGAAACACGUUCAGUUUUUGACAUCCAUGAGUAUGGAGACAGAAUCGUUCAGGCGCUCUCUAAUGUAGGGGUAAAAAAAUCAUUUGCUUCCGUUGUUAAAGGAAAGGAGAACACAGAAGCCUGCAGAUACAUGCUGGCUGCACUACAGCUGGCCAAUGAUUACACGGUGGAGAUUGACAAGGGGGAGGGGCUUGAGGAAUGUGUAGAUACAAUGGAGCUCACGUUGCUCACUACACAGAGAGCUCACGAACGUCUCAAAACUUACAACGCACCCUCUGCAACAGAUAUUCCCUAACAGAAAAACAGACUUUCUAUACCUUAAGCUUUCACAAAACUUUUAGUAUAUUUAAUCAAUUGUCGGCUCAUUAAAAAAUGUAUUACAGCACUGCUCUUCAAUUUGUAUUUGAUCUUUACUCAGUGCUGAGAUGUGGAAAGAAUUUGGAGGUGUUUUACACCAACUGUGAUGCAAAUGAGGCUGGCUCUCCUCUUUAGGAGGUUAGAUAGGGGUUUAACUGCAUGCAAAAAUUAUGAUAUACAUCUAAAAUAGUUUUUUAAAUGAAUGAACUACCCAAACCCUAGGAAAUGCAAUGAAGAUUAAAUAACUGAAGCUUUUCUUUUCAUCUUUAAGCUGCAUUGCUAUUAUAUUGUUGUAUUUUUUUAUAGAAUCACGGAAAUAUCUUGCAAAAUAAAAAAAUAUUUAGCAGGUGA
Molecule: messenger RNA, 2377 nt
Organism: Triplophysa dalaica
Lineage: Eukaryota; Metazoa; Chordata; Actinopteri; Cypriniformes; Nemacheilidae
Gene: ncaph2
Product: non-SMC condensin II complex, subunit H2
Exons: 19
Coding region: 186-1964 (592 amino acids)
Biological process (GO): mitotic sister chromatid separation; meiotic chromosome condensation
Cellular component (GO): condensin complex; nucleus
Molecular function (GO): chromatin binding
Source: RefSeq, a predicted model, not a curated record